Messenger RNA from Dreissena polymorpha, 1309 nucleotides. RefSeq lists its product as uncharacterized. Gene Ontology annotation, molecular function: acyltransferase activity, transferring groups other than amino-acyl groups. The transcript has 2 exons. NCBI's taxonomy places the organism in Eukaryota, Metazoa, Mollusca, Bivalvia, Myida, Dreissenidae. The record is from RefSeq and is a predicted model, not a curated record. The coding region runs from base 179 to 1042 and encodes 287 amino acids.
AACAUAGAUUAACCCAUCGUCGAAUAUCGAGAAACACUCGCACCACGUUAUAAACGUAGUACACUUAAUGACUCAACACUGGUUACCGAGAAUAUUUGUAAACGGUAAUGUACAUUGUAUUUCACAAUGUCGUGUCGAUAUAUUUGAAUAUUUGUGAUUGCCACAGUUUCGUUUCGACAUGGAUUGUUCGGUAACAGUUAGACCUGCGAGAGACGGUGAUGAAAAGUUAAUGCUCGAAUUCUGGGCUAGUGUUGAUGGAGAUAUCUCCUUGUGCGACCAUAAAGCCAAUAUGGUCCUAGAUCCUAACUAUUUGAUGGUGGCGGUAGACAAGAAUGACGAACCGGUUGGAUAUGGAGGACUUACCCAAGCCGCAUCAGAUAUUUUUUAUCUCGGGAACUUCAUUGUGCGGGAAGACUUUAGAGGAAAAGGGAUCGGAAAAUUGAUAUGGCAAGCGUUGCUGGGGCGAGCUGGGGACAGAAACAUCGCCUUGGACGCAGUUACCUAUAUGGAAGAUUGGUAUGCUAAGAAUGGCUUCAAAUUUCGUUCGUCAAAAGUGGGAUUUUUUAAAGUUUGCGUUAAUGAGGAUAUGAAACAAGCCGUUCCGUCAGAAUACACGUGCAGACAUAUAACAGACGAUAUUUGGCCAAUGGUGAUGAAGUAUGACAGAAAGAUUUAUCCAACUUUCGAUCGGGAGCGAAUUUUGCGGGCCUGGCUCGGCGUGGAUGGCACGCGGGCUGUGGUUGCGUUGCAUGGCAACAAGGUAGUUGGGUACGGAAGCAUACAUGAACAGACCAAACAAACAUACGGGGUGAGGAAUGUCUUGGCAGAUAAUGAAAGCGUUGUUGAAAUAAUUUUAAGAGAGCUGUUUAAAGACCUACCGGAAAGUACUGUGGUGCGUUUUAUUAAAAUGGAAGAUAAACCAUUGCCGAAGUAUCUAGAAAACAGUGUUGGGGGUUAUUUUACUUCCCUCCGAAUGUAUAAUAAAUAUCCUGUGGAAGGCAUUGUCGACAAAAUGUGGUUAACAUCAGCGCACAUCCUUUGAAAAAAUCUGUCGUGUAUUUGAAUUUGAAAAAAGAUGUCCGAAAUGUCAAAAAAAAUUGCUUUAAUUUCGUUUUUGAAAUGUCUAUCUGCAAUGUUUUAGCAUUUACAGUAUUUUUAAAAUAGUUAUUAAAAUCGAAAAUGAGAAUUUUUAUUUUUAAUGCAUAAACAGAGAGUGACAAGGAAGUAAUGUUGACGAAAAGUAUUAUUAUAAUUAUCUGCGUACUUCUAUAUGUAUAUAAAUAUAUGCAAUUAAAAAGAAGAAACUAUG